UUAGUACUACUAUUUUCUUAUCAAAUUUUUGACUGAGAUACUUUUUCACACUGUUUUCUCUACAGAUCUCACUACAAAAAUCUCCGAUCUCUCCAAAGAAGCCAGAAAAAUGGCCAUAUCAGCUAUGAAAAAACUCUUCAAAGAACGCAAAAUCCCAUUCUUGUUCUUUUUCUUCCUUUUACUAUUCUUCGUCACUUUCAUCCUCAUAUCCAACUCACAAAAAUCCCCUGUUUUCAUAGCCACCGACAGUUCUUCAACACCCAUUUCCUCAAAUCCAAUAAUUUCACAAACCCAAUUGAAUGCAAUCGCUAAUAAUUCAAACCCAUCUAAUGAUUUUCUAUCGAACGAUACGAAAAAUGAUGAAUUGGGUGUGGAGAAUUUUGAUUGGAAAUUGUGUGAGAGUUCAGUAGCAGUUGAUUAUAUACCUUGUCUCGAUAAUUGGGAGGCUAUAAAGGCGCUGAAAUCGAGGAGGCAUAUGGAGCAUAGAGAGAGGCAUUGUCCUGACCCAAGUCCAAGUUGUUUGAUUCCACUGCCUGAUGGGUAUAAACUGCAAGUUCCAUGGCCUAAGAGCAGGGACAUGAUAUGGUAUAACAACGUUCCUCAUCCUAAGCUUGUGGAAUAUAAGAAGGACCAGAAUUGGGUGGUCAAAUCUGGUGAUUAUCUUGUUUUUCCUGGUGGUGGAACACAGUUCAAGGAUGGAGUGACUAACUAUAUCAAGUCAAUUCAAACGACUUUUCCAAAAAUUGAAUGGGGAAAGCAUAUAAGGGUCAUUUUAGACGUUGGCUGCGGUGUUGCUAGCUUUGGUGGGUAUUUGCUGGAUAAAAAUGUCAUUACCAUGUCACUUGCACCAAAGGAUGAACAUGAGGCUCAGAUACAGUUUGCACUCGAACGUGGAAUCCCCGCUACUCUCUCAGUCAUUGGAACUCAAAAGCUGGCAUUUCCAGAUAAUGCAUACGAUAUGAUUCAUUGUGCUAGAUGCAGGGUUCAUUGGGAUGGAGAUGGAGGAAAGCCAUUGAUGGAACUAAACAGGAUACUUAGGCCUGGAGGGUUUUUCAUAUGGUCAGCAACGCCCGUUUAUCGGGAUGACGAAAGAGAUAAGAAAGUCUGGAAAGCUAUGGUUGCACUAACUGAAGCAAUAUGCUGGAAGGUAGUGAAGAAGACCUUUUUUGACUCAGCUGGUGUCGGGCUAGUUAUAUAUCAAAAGCCAGUUUCAUCUUCCUGCUAUGGAAACCGCAGAGAAAAUAAUCCACCACUAUGUGACCAGAACAAUAGAUCAAAUAGUUCAUGGUAUGUGUCUCUGGAUAGCUGUCUUGUACCACUCCCCACGAGUAGCACUGGCAAUACAUAUGCGUGGCCUGCACCGUGGCCCCAGAGGCUAAACAAUAAACCUGAACGCUUAUCCCAAAUAACAGAUACCGAAGAUGUUUUCGAUGAGGACACAAAACACUGGGCAGCGUUGGUCUCGGAUGUUUAUCUUGGAGGCCUUGCUAUAAAUUGGUCAAGCGUGAGGAACGUGAUGGACAUGAAUGCUGGUUACGGAGGGUUUGCCUCGGCAAUCAUUGAUCAACCUCUAUGGGUAAUGAAUGUCGUUCCCAUCAGUGGGCCAGAUACUCUCUCCAUUAUCUUCGACAGAGGGCUGAUUGGUAUAUACCAUGACUGGUGCGAGUCCUUCAAUACCUAUCCUCGGACAUAUGAUCUUCUACAUUCCAGCUUCCUCUUUGGAAAUUUAACUCAAAGAUGCGACGUGGUGGAAGUAGUUGUGGAGAUGGAUAGAAUAGUGAGACCAGGUGGAUUUGUUUUAGUUCAGGACACAAUGCCAAUGCUUAACAAGCUUAGCUCAAUUCUACAAUCACUUCAUUGGUCAGUAAAUCUGCAGCAAGAACAGUUUCUUGUUGGUAAAAAAGGCUUUUGGCGUCCACAAGUCAGAAUAUGAAAUGCACAACCUCUUUUUCCUUGUAUAUUUAUUUAUAUAUACAGUACACUUAUUUUAUCUCUUCUAUGCCUACAAAAGGGGAAAAAAUAAUCAUAGUUCUCAAGUUGAAGCAAA
Solanum dulcamara is the source of this 2047-nucleotide messenger RNA. RefSeq names its product probable methyltransferase PMT23. Gene Ontology annotation, cellular component: cytoplasm; endosome; trans-Golgi network. The coding region runs from base 110 to 1933 and encodes 607 amino acids. The record is from RefSeq and is a predicted model, not a curated record. NCBI's taxonomy places the organism in Eukaryota, Viridiplantae, Streptophyta, Magnoliopsida, Solanales, Solanaceae. The transcript has 8 exons. Gene Ontology annotation, molecular function: methyltransferase activity.